Molecule: messenger RNA, 4017 nt
Organism: Lutra lutra (Eurasian river otter)
Lineage: Eukaryota; Metazoa; Chordata; Mammalia; Carnivora; Mustelidae
Gene: CHD1L
Product: chromodomain helicase DNA binding protein 1 like
Exons: 20
Coding region: 24-2372 (782 amino acids)
Biological process (GO): chromatin remodeling; DNA repair
Cellular component (GO): nucleus
Molecular function (GO): ATP-dependent chromatin remodeler activity; ATP binding; DNA helicase activity
Source: RefSeq, a predicted model, not a curated record
CGGGGCGGAGCCUCUCUGGGUGCAUGGAGAGCUCGGGCGCCGCGACGUGUGGGAGCCACAUGUUCGGCUUCCUACGUGCUCUGAAGACCCGGAGCCGAGGCGAGGCGGCGCGGGUACUAGUGCAGGAGCAGGACCUAAGGCAAUGGGGCUUGACAGGGAUUCAUCUACGCUCUUAUCAGCUGGAGGGAGUCAACUGGCUUGCCCAGUGCUUCCAUGGUCAGAAUGGCUGCAUCCUGGGAGAUGAGAUGGGCCUGGGUAAGACCUGCCAGACUAUUGCUCUCUUCAUUUACUUGGCAGGAAGAUUAAAUGAUGAAGGACCAUUUCUGAUUCUUUGCCCCUUGUCUGUUUUGAGCAACUGGAGAGAAGAGAUGGAGAGAUUUGCUCCAGGUCUUUCCUGUAUAAUGUAUGCAGGUGACAAGGAGGAGAGAGCCCAUCUACAGCAAGACCUAAAACAAGAGUCACGUUUUCAUGUGCUGCUAACUACCUUUGAGAUUUGCUUGAAAGAUUCAUCAUUUCUAAAAUCCUUCCCAUGGAGUGUUCUUGUUGUGGACGAAGCUCACAGGUUGAAAAACCAAAGCUCCUUGCUGCAUAAGACCCUUUCAGAGUUCUCAGUAGUCUUCAGUCUCCUAUUGACCGGAACUCCCAUCCAGAACAGCCUUCAAGAACUCUACUCUCUUCUCAGCUUUGUGGAGCCUGAUCUCUUUCCCAAGGAGCAGGUGGGAGAUUUUGUUCAGCAUUACCAGGAUAUUGAGAAGGAGUCUGAGUCAGCAAGGGAACUACACAAACUCCUGCAGCCAUUUCUGUUGAGGCGGGUGAAAGCUGAGGUAGCUACAGAGCUUCCCAAGAAGACAGAGAUAGUGCUGUACCAUGGCAUGUCAGCACUGCAGAAAAGAUACUACAAGGCCAUUUUGAUGAAAGACCUAGAUGCAUUUGAAAAUGAGAUGGCAAAGAAAGUUAAACUUCAGAAUGUCUUGUCCCAGCUUCGAAAGUGUGUGGAUCACCCAUAUCUGUUUGAUGGUGUGGAACCAGAGCCUUUUGAGAUUGGAGACCACCUGAUUGAGGCCAGUGGGAAACUUCAUCUAUUGGAUAAGCUGCUGGCAUUCCUGUAUUCCAGGGGCCAUCGAGUUUUACUUUUCUCCCAGAUGACCCAGAUGUUGGAUAUUCUCCAAGACUACAUGGACUAUAGAGGGUACAGCUAUGAGCGUGUGGAUGGUUCUGUGAGAGGAGAGGAGAGACACCUGGCCAUUAAGAACUUUGGACAGCAACCUGUUUUUAUUUUUCUCCUGAGUACCAGGGCAGGAGGCGUUGGCAUGAACUUAACGGCUGCAGAUACCGUUAUUUUUGUCGACAGUGAUUUCAAUCCUCAGAAUGACUUGCAGGCAGCUGCCAGGGCUCACCGGAUUGGCCAGAACAAGUCUGUUAAAGUUAUUCGGCUGAUUGGCCGAGACACUGUGGAGGAGAUAGUCUGUAGGAAAGCAGCCUCCAAACUGCAGCUGACCAAUGCAGUCAUAGAGGGAGGCCAUUUUACUCUGGGGGCCCAGAAACCUGCAGCUGAUGCUGACCUCCAGCUGAGUGAGAUACUCAAAUUCGGUUUGGAUAAACUGCUGUCAUCUGAGGGCAGCACCAUGGAUGAAAUAGACCUGGAGACGAUCCUGGGAGAAACAAAAGAUGGCCAGUGGAUCUCUGAAGCCUUGCCUACAGUGGAAGGCAGAGUCGGAGAGCAAGAGGAAGGCAAAAACCAUAUGUACUUAUUUGAAGGUAAAGAUUAUUCCAAGGAGCCUAGUAAAGAAGAUAGAAAAUCAUUUGAGCAACUGGUGAACCUUCAGAAAAAGCGUUUGGAGAAAACUACGCAAGAGGGCCGGCUACUCAGAAAUAAAAGCAGUGUUCUCCUCCCAGGCCUUGCGGAGGGGUCUACGAAAAGGAAGCGGAUUCUGAGCCCAGAGGAAUUCGAGGACAGAAGGAAGAAGAGACAAGCAGCAGCAGCCAAGAGAAAGAGACUAAUGGAGGAGAAGAAGAGGAAAAAGGAAGAAGCAGAACACGAGAAAAAGAUGGCCUGGUGGGAGUCCAACAAUUACCAGUCCUUCUGCCUGCCUUCUGAGGAGAGCGAACCAGAGGACAGGGAAGACGAGAGGUCUGCCCAGCUGGAUUAUGAAGAUCCAGAUUCAACUGCCAUCAGUUACGUUAGCGGUGAUGUCACCCACCCACAGGCUGGGGCAGAGGAUGCUGUCAUCGUGCACUGCAUAGAUGACUCUGGUCGCUGGGGCCGAGGUGGUUUAUUCACAGCUUUGGAAACACGAUCCGAUGAACCAAGAAAAAUAUAUGAGCUGGCUGGGAAAAUGAAAGGUAAGAAGCAAAGCAGAGAAAAGGGGUAGGGAUGGAAUACAAGAGAAGAGGACACUUAGGACAGGUAUCAUAUGGGUUAUAAAGCACUAGUUAAGGAGUUGGGAGAGCCGGUUGGGGUCUCAUUAGCUAGUUUUGUCAUUUGACUAGUUAUGUGACUUUGAGGCAGUCCUUUACCCUCUAAACUAUUAAAAAAAUGAUUUAUUUUCUAUUAAACCCUCUUUGGUUUAGUAGGUUAAAAUAACUGAGAUCUAGAUAUUGAUUGGGCAGUUGGAAAAGCAGAAUUCAGGAGAGGUCAGAGCUAGAAAUGAAGACUGAGGAAUGCCUGUUUGAACUGUGAAGGAGGCAGGAUGGGGAAAUGAGAGGACAGAGAACAAAACAUAGAAAACACUUCCACUUAGGAACAGCAGCAAGAAGGAGAGACAGAAGUAAUUGUCAGCUAAGAGAACUUUGAGAAUAUAAUAUUUUGAAGUAUAAAGGAGGAGAGGGUGUCAAGAAGUCAGGCACUGAAGUGAGGAUGAGAACUGAGAAACGGCCAUUGGAUUUGCAUGACUUUGGAGUACUUUGAGGAGAAUGUGAAGACUAAACCUUGGUUUCACAGAGUUAAGACAUAAAUGGUUAGUAAGGAAACAGGGUUGAGUGUGUGUACUCUUCUGAAGAAGAACUGAAAUAGGGUAGAGGAGAGUAGAUGAAAAUGUGGGCUGGAAAUACCAGGGAGGGCUUCGUGGAGGUGGUAAAAGUACUCUUGGGCUUGGAAAGGUGGGUUGAAUUCAAGUGAGUGGUGAGAAAUGGAAGACGAUCUCUGACUGUCUCUUGUGCUUUUUGAUAUUCCCACAAUUGUCAUUCCCAGUAUAGGGUGUUGAAUGACCCAGGCAGUUACACAGUGAAUGUGUUUAGGAAAUGGUGUGUAGGCCAGGCAGGCCAGAGUAAAGGGUUGAGGCUGAGGAACAGAGGAGAGUUGGAUUUUAAAGAGCGGGAUUUGGAUCACAUUAUAGAAGACUGCAUGUGGCUUGUCCAGGGAGAUGCUUUUCUAAGCAGGACCUUAUCCAGUAGGUAAUGGCUAGUCUUUGGGAGUUUGAAUAGAAGAAUGGCCUAACUGAGCCAGUAUUUUAGGAUGACUUAAAAGAUUGGGGUGUGUAGGGUAGACUGAGAGAAUAAAAGCUUCAAGCUGAAGUAUGUAAAGUAAUAUAAUCAUUUUAGGACAUUUUUCUAGAGCAUUAGUUUGAUUUGAUUAGGAUGAGUUAGGAAAAUGUGAAAAUAGAUGCAGAUAGAGUGCAGUGUUUGGUUUAAAACAAACAUUAAGACUGCUGAAGGAAUUUCAAGUUCAUAAUGCCCUCCACUCACCAUCCCCAGAUGACUUGGGUUUGCAUUCACUCUCUAAUACCCGCAGGAGUACUUUGUAGGUAAUACGUAAGGGACAUUGAACUGGGAGAUCAUGUAAACUCAGAAGUGAAGAGGAUGACAUCAGCAACAUUGGUGGUAUAAGAUAUUCCGCCUUUUUAUCCCCCUAGUUAAUCAAAUUAGAUACCCAUACACAAAUGAAAGCCUGUUGGUGUGUCUUUUGGGACCUAACACCUACUCCAAAGGACCUGAGAGGAGGCUUGCCCACCACUGCCACCCAUGAGAUACAGACAAACCUCCAUACAGGCUAUGGAGCCAGCACGACUGCCUACACCU